Molecule: messenger RNA, 1112 nt
Organism: Lactuca sativa (garden lettuce)
Lineage: Eukaryota; Viridiplantae; Streptophyta; Magnoliopsida; Asterales; Asteraceae
Product: dual specificity protein phosphatase 1
Biological process (GO): peptidyl-tyrosine dephosphorylation; negative regulation of MAPK cascade
Cellular component (GO): cytoplasm
Molecular function (GO): MAP kinase tyrosine/serine/threonine phosphatase activity; MAP kinase tyrosine phosphatase activity; protein tyrosine/threonine phosphatase activity
Source: RefSeq, a predicted model, not a curated record
UUUGGCGAAAACGAAAUAGCAUAAAUCUUGCUCCAUCUCCAAAAAAAAAAAAAAAAAAAAAAUAUAUAUAUAUUUUCCAUUCCACUUUGAAUAUCACUUCAUAUACAAACGCUUUCCUGAGCAUUCACGCAGGACGAGCUACUGCUGAUCUUCAUCACCUCUUUCUUGUGGCAAUAGCGAUUGAAUCUAUUUCAAGGAUUAUCAAGAGCUCACGUAUCCAAACAAUUGCUUAGUUUUGGAAACACCCAGUCUGAAUUCUCUGAUUAAUUGGUAGAAAGCUUGAAGGAGAUUACUCAUUUUUGGUGUAUGCAAUGGAUCAAUUUGAUAACCUCUACAAGGAGCGCAUUUCUGCACUUCUUAGAGUAAUGUAUGCCACUAAGUAUGUUAAAGAUGAUAAUGUUCCAGCUCUUAUUGAAGAGGGUCUCUAUUUGGGUUCUAUUGGAGCUGCUAAUAACAAGAGCCUUUUGAAAAGCUCGAAUGUUACACACAUUUUAACUGUUGCCAAUUCACUACCUCCUACAUACCCUAAUGAUUUCACCUACAAAAUUGUUGAUGUUCCAGAUAAAGAACAUGUAAAUAUUGCACAAUUCUUCGAUGAGUGUUUUAGUUUCAUUGAAGAAGCUAAAAGAACAGGUGGUGUAUUAGUCCAUUGCUUUGUGGGGAGAUCCAGAAGUGUUACUAUUGUUGUGGCAUAUCUGAUGAAAAAACAUGGCAUGAGUGUAUCCGAAGCUUUACAACUUGUGAAAAGUAAACGAAGUGUGGCUUCUCCAAACUCUGGAUUUAUGUCACAGUUGCACAACUAUGAGAAAUCUCUUCGAGGAGUUUAAGUGUUUUGGUGAAAAUGUGAUACGCAAGUUCGUACUUGUAUUUCCAUAGUGGAAAAUAUAUUUACAAAUUUGAUCUUUAUUUCUAUUAAUAUUUUCAAAUGAAGAUUAAUGUACAUAUUUUACAUUGAUAAUACUAUAAGGGGCCAAAGUGAACAUUCUGUAUUAUUCAUUGGUUUGAAAAUUGAAACAAUAUUAACCCUUGAAAAAAGCAAAAUUUGUAAUUCGCUUUUGUGUAAUGUGUAAUUUGCAAACUGGUUGAAGUAAUUUGUCAUGAUUUAUUCGAAA